Messenger RNA from Zygosaccharomyces rouxii, 2874 nucleotides. RefSeq names its product mismatch repair ATPase MSH2 (gene MSH2). The coding region runs from base 1 to 2874 and encodes 957 amino acids. Gene Ontology annotation, cellular component: nucleus; MutSalpha complex. Lineage: Eukaryota; Fungi; Ascomycota; Saccharomycetes; Saccharomycetales; Saccharomycetaceae. Gene Ontology annotation, biological process: mismatch repair; mitotic recombination. The transcript has a single exon. Gene Ontology annotation, molecular function: ATP-dependent DNA damage sensor activity; ATP binding; mismatched DNA binding. The record is from RefSeq and is a predicted model, not a curated record.
AUGUCCUCUGCAGCAAGACCAGAAUUAAAAUUUUCAGACAUUUCUGAAGAACGGAGGUUCUACAAGAGAUACUUGGGACUUCCUGAGAAGCCUUCGACUACACUUCGUGCCAUCGACAAAGGCGAAUAUUAUACGAUUAUAGGACAUGAUGCUAUCUUUGUCGCUGAUAGCAUAUACCAUACCCAAUCUGUUUUAAAGGAUUGUAAGGUGGAACCCUCAGUCGCUAGACAGACCAAUGAACCCUUGAAAUACGUUACAGUUUUACCACAGGUUUUCAGUACUCUUUUGAAAACUUGUCUUUUAGACCUUGGAUACAAGGUUGAGAUCUAUGACAAAGCUUGUAGUUUGUCCAAAAGUGCUUCCCCCGGUAAUAUCGAACAGAUUCAAGAUUUGAUGAAUUUAGCUGUUGAUUCUUCUAUUGUUAUUGCAGGCUUAAAAUUACAAUUUAAUACUCAAGAGGGGCAUUGUGUCAUUGGAGUUGCCUUUAUCGAUACAAGCAAUUAUAAAGUUGGGAUGUUAGAUAUUAUUGACAAUGAGGUUUAUUCCAAUUUAGAGAGUUUUCUGAUCCAGUUGGGUGUUAGAGAAUGCCUUUUACCUGAUAUGAGCAAAUCUGAAAGUAUAAGCAGUGAAUUGAAAAAAAUUAUUGGGGUUAUUGAACGUUGUGGUUGUGUUUCUACUUUGAUCAAGUCUUCGGAUUUUACAGAUAAAGAUGUGGAACUUGAUCUUGCAAACCUGGUGGGUGAUGAACUUUCAUUAUCCUUACCACGUUAUUCGAAAUCAGCAUUAAGUUCCUGUGGUGCCCUAUUGAACUAUCUACAACUUUUGAACGAGCAAGAUCAAGUGGGUAAGUACGAAUUAAUUCAGCACUCUUUGCAGGAAUUUAUGAAAUUAGAUGCAUCGGCCAUUAAAGCUCUCAACUUAUUCCCACAAACAGCAAACCAACCAUUUGGUCCAGCAGCGGGUAUCUCACUUGGUGGUGCUGGAACUAAAGUUUCAUCACUUUUCCAAUUGUUGAAUCAUUGUAGGACCAACGCUGGCGUUAGACUUCUCAACGAAUGGCUCAAGCAACCAUUGACAGAUGUGGAACAAAUUGAAAAGAGACAUAUUUUGGUGGACUACUUAAUAGAUCAAUUAGAACUCAGACAGAUUUUACAAACUGACCAUCUACCGUCCGUUCUAGAUGUUCGUCGUAUCACCAAGAAAUUGAAUCGUAAUGGUAAUUUGGAAGAUGUUCUUAAGAUUUAUCAGUUUGGUAAAAAAAUUCCAGAAAUUGCAGAUUUGCUAAGCUCCUUCUUGGAUGAUGAUCAAGGCAGUGCUGAAGCUAAAUCCUUGGUUAAAAGUACUUGGUUAGAACCUUUGAUGUCCCAUACAGAACCCUUGACUAAACUGUUAGAGAUGGUAGAGACGACCGUUGAUUUAGAUGCAUAUGAGCAGCAUAACGGAUUUAUGAUUAAAGUGGAAUUGAAUGAAGGAUUGGCAAACAUUAGGGAUCAAUUAGAUGCUCUGAAAGACGAAAUCAACUCCAUUCAUUUGGAGACGGCCGAAGACCUUGGAUUUGAUCCUGAAAAGAAGUUAAAAUUGGAGAAUCAUCACAUCCAUGGUUGGUGUAUGAGGCUUACUCGUAAUGACGCUAGAGAAUUAAGAAACCAUAAGGAAUAUUUGGAAUUAUCCACCGUGAAGGCAGGUAUUUAUUUCAGCACCAAGAAGUUGAAAGAGAUUGCUAGUGAGACCGCUGUUUUACAAAAGGAAUACGAUAAGCAACAGUCAGCGUUGGUGAAAGAGAUUGUUAGCAUUACUUUGACAUAUUCACCAGUCUUAGAAAAACUGUCCCUAGUUUUGGCCAAUUUGGAUGUAUUAUGUUCAUUUGCCCACGCAUCAUCAUACGCACCAAUUCCAUACAUAAGACCCAAGAUGCACGGUUUAGAAACCACUAGAACUACACGUUUAGUAGCAUCUAGACACCCUGUUCUUGAAGUACAAGACGAUGUUACGUUUAUUGCCAACGACGUCAAUUUGGAAAGCGGUGUAAAUGACUUCCUUAUCAUUACGGGUCCCAACAUGGGCGGUAAAUCCACUUAUAUCAGGCAAGUCGGUGUCAUAUCGCUAAUGGCACAGAUUGGUUGUUUCGUUCCCUGUGAAGAAGCUGAUAUCGCAGUUGUGGAUGCUGUGUUGUGCAGAGUAGGUGCAGGUGAUUCACAACUAAAAGGUGUUUCCACGUUUAUGGUGGAAAUGUUGGAAACUGCAUCUAUCUUAAAGAACGCUACUAAAAAUUCGUUGAUUAUUGUCGAUGAAUUGGGUCGUGGUACGAGUACUUACGAUGGAUUUGGUCUAGCUUGGGCGAUUGCAGAGCACAUUGCAAGUAAAAUAGGUUGCUUUGCAUUAUUUGCUACACAUUUCCACGAAUUGACUGCCUUGGCAGAUAAACUGCCCAAUGUGAAGAAUAUGCAAGUCGUUGCACAUUUGGAGAAGGACCAAGACGGUCAAAAUGAAAGUGACGACAUUACCUUACUUUACAAAGUGGAACCAGGAAUUUCCGACCAGUCAUUUGGUAUCUACGUUGCUGAGGUGGUUCAGUUCCCUCAAAAGAUUGUGAAGAUGGCGAAGCGUAAGGCUAACGAACUCGAAGAACUCAAAAGUCAUGACCAAGAUUCCAAGAGAGCUAAGCUGUCUGUGGAGGAACUCAACGAGGGAAAUCAACGCUUGAAAACAUUGCUCAAGGAUUGGGUAAACCAACUAAGACAACAAGGUUUGGAUGAUCCAAGAAAGUUGACAGAAGAAGACAGUCAAAUCCAAAUCCAGAAUCUCCUAAAAUCUUUGGCCGGCGAAUCUUCCGAAGAUAAAUUUCUGCAGUACAUUUCAGACACCUUAGUGUAG